UCCAUCUUUUUUUCACAAUUCCACACUCACUCAUCACUUCAUAUUUCUCUCUAACAAACAUGGGUUGGUAUAGGUCACUUGUAUCCAUGGUGGUCCUUCUCUUCAUGUUCUUCGCCUUGUCGUCGGCAUUAGACAUGUCGAUCAUCAGCUACGACUCAAUGCACAUCGACGAAGCGAGUUGGAGGACCAACGACGAAGUAAUGACCAUGUUUGAGUCGUGGCUUGUAAAGCACGGAAAGGUUUACAAUGCCUUGAGUGAGAAAGAGAGGAGGUUUCAGAUCUUCAAGGACAACCUCCGGUUCAUUGACGGCCACAACGCCGUCAAGAACCGGACCUACAAGCUGGGUCUGAACCGGUUCGCCGAUCUGACCAACGAGGAGCACCGGUCCAUGUACUUGGGGACCAAGCGGAGGGUGUCGGCUCCCAAGACAAGCGACCGAUAUAUUCCCCUCGUCGGCGAUAGCUUGCCGGACUCCGUCGAUUGGAGGAAAAAAAGUGCCGUUGUUGGAGUCAAAAACCAAGGACAGUGUGGGAGUUGUUGGGCGUUCUCAUCUAUUGCGGCUGUUGAGGGGAUAAACAAGAUAGUGACCGGAGAUUUGAUCUCACUCUCGGAGCAAGAGUUGGUGGACUGUGAUACAGUAGGUUCUAACGGAUGUGAUGGGGGUACCUCGGACUAUGCAUUUGGGUUCAUCAUUGAGAAUGGUGGAAUUAAUACCGAGAAGAAUUACCCUUAUAAUGGUACACAAGGAGUGUGCGACCACAACAAGAAAAAUGAAAAGGUUGUCUCAAUUGAUAGUUAUGAAGACCUUCCUCCAAAUAACGAGUUGGCAUUGCAAAAGGCAGUGGCAAGUCAACCAGUGAGUGUUGCUAUUGAUGCCAGUGCGGCCGAAUUCAACUUCUACGAAUCCGGUGUAUUCACGGCAAGUUGUGGGACAGAGCUAAGCCAUGGUGUGGCUGUAGUUGGAUACGGGACAGAAAAUGGCGUGGACUAUUGGAUUGUGAGGAACUCUUGGGGCACAGAAUGGGGAGAGGAGGGCUACAUCAGGAUGGAGCGUAACAUAGCUAAUGCACCAACAGGCAAAUGUGGAAUCACGAUGCAAGCUUCUUACCCCAUCAAGAAUGACCAGAAUCCUCCCAACCAUGCCCCAUAUUAGCGGGCAUUUGGGAGUACUGGAAAGAGCAAAGCGAACGAUGGUUGAAAGUCUUCGAGGAUGCUUGAUGAUCUGCUUACUAUUAUUAUAUUGCAAAUGGGAUGAAUAUAUAUAUAUAUAUAUGUACGUGUAUGGUGCUUUUAUAUUUCUGCGUUGUAAUAAGAGUUCGUUUUCCUUUCCUUCGAGUUAUCUCUGCUCCUGUAAUGUAUUGUUGUGUUGGGAUGGCCUCUUCAUAUAAGAUUUGACCAUCAAUAAGAAUGCAAGAGUACUGAAUUAAUGUUAA
Molecule: messenger RNA, 1434 nt
Organism: Cornus florida
Lineage: Eukaryota; Viridiplantae; Streptophyta; Magnoliopsida; Cornales; Cornaceae
Product: zingipain-2-like
Exons: 4
Coding region: 60-1154 (364 amino acids)
Cellular component (GO): lysosome
Molecular function (GO): cysteine-type endopeptidase activity
Source: RefSeq, a predicted model, not a curated record